CCGCCGCCGCCGCCGCCGCCGCCGCCGCGCACGCCAUGGGAGCCGUGACUGACGACGAAGUCAUACGGAAGCGUCUCCUAAUCGAUGGAGAUGGUGCUGGAGAUGAUCGGAGAAUUAAUCUGCUGGUGAAAAGUUUCAUUAAAUGGUGCAACUCAGGAUCUCAGGAAGAGGGAUACAGCCAGUACCAACGUAUGCUGAGCACGCUGUCCCAAUGUGAAUUUUCAAUGGGCAAAACUUUGCUAGUAUAUGAUAUGAAUCUCAGAGAAAUGGAAAAUUAUGAAAAAAUUUACAAAGAGAUAGAAUGUAGCAUUGCUGGAGCCCAUGAAAAAAUUGCUGAGUGCAAAAAGCAAAUUCUUCAAGCAAAACGAAUACGAAAAAAUCGGCAAGAAUAUGAUGCACUGGCAAAAGUGAUCCAGCAUCAUCCAGACAGGCAUGAGACAUUAAAAGAACUAGAGGCUCUGGGAAAAGAAUUAGAACAUCUUUCACAUAUUAAAGAAAGUGUUGAAGAUAAGCUGGAAUUGAGAAGGAAACAGUUUCAUGUUCUUCUUAGUACCAUCCAUGAACUUCAGCAAACACUGGAAAAUGAUGAAAAGCUGUCAGAGGUAGAAGAAGCUCAAGAAGCAAGCAUGGAAACUGAUCCUAAACCACAGACCAAGUAAUCACUCUCCAUCCCCAAGAAUGUUGAAGUAGCAAUGUGAUCUCAGUGUGUUCAGAAUUUGUUGUGCUCUCGAGAUAUGUAAAGUUUUGGCAGUGAACUAUUUUGCUUUUAAAUGUUAAUGCAGAGUUCAUUCAUAUUUCUUCACACAAAGGAAGAUGACUUCAUUAUAUAUUUGCUUUUACUGAAAUGUCUUUUUUGUAUUUAAAAGGUGGGAAGCAACAUCCAAAAUAAAUGUUGAAUAAAAUGUUUU
Budorcas taxicolor (takin) is the source of this 908-nucleotide messenger RNA. RefSeq names its product THO complex subunit 7 (gene THOC7). The record is from RefSeq and is a predicted model, not a curated record. The coding region runs from base 36 to 659 and encodes 207 amino acids. The transcript is spliced from 8 exons. NCBI's taxonomy places the organism in Eukaryota, Metazoa, Chordata, Mammalia, Artiodactyla, Bovidae. Gene Ontology annotation, cellular component: THO complex part of transcription export complex. Gene Ontology annotation, biological process: mRNA processing; mRNA export from nucleus.